AUGUCCACCAAAAACGUUUCCAGGAGUAUCUGGCGCAAGGUGCAGAAAAUGCCGUCAGUUGAAGGGGUCUUUGGCAUCAAUAAGCCAACUGGGCUUUCCUCCGCCCAAGUACUUCGCGACUGCCAAAAAGUCUUCCAUGACUCCAAACUUUUUGCGCCCCAUCUGCGAGACAUGAAAGCGCAACUAUUACGAGAUAAUCAUAACCAGCGACAGCGCCGGAAAGUGAAGGACCCCAAGGUGAAGAUUGGCCAUGGUGGAACACUGGAUCCUCUCGCGACUGGUAUCUUGAUUGCAGGAAUUGGAACAGGGACAAAGAGUUUACAGGAUUUCUUAUUAUGUACGAAGACGUAUGAAGCAGUGGUACUCUUUGGGACAGGGACGGAUUCGUAUGAUCGACUGGGGAAAGUGUUGACACAUGCGCCGACAGAACAUAUUACCAAAGAAAUGGUUGAGAAGGCUCUGGAUCAAUUCCGAGGGAAGUUCAUGCAAUUACCACCAUUGUUCAGCGCAUUGAAGAUGAACGGCAAACCACUGUACGAGUACGCGCGCGAAAACAAACCAAUACCACGCGACAUCGAACGACGACCGGUUGAAGUCGAGGAAUUGGAGAUGCUGGAGUGGAUGGAACCUGGGACACAUAAUCAUAAACCACCGACGGAUGAGGCAGGUCACGCUGAGAUUAAUCUUGCUAAGUUGGUUUGGAAACAAGAGAGUAUACUUCCUCCAAAAUCCCCUGAGAGCGAGAAAGUCGCAAAGGAGAAUUUCGAGGACAAGAAGAGGAAGAUGAGUGAGAAUCAAGAUGAAUUGGUUCAGGAAAGGCCGAAGAGUAAACGCAAGACGGAUGCUGUGAAGACUGAGUCUGAUCCGGAUGCUGAGCCUGUUAUGUCUGGUGGUCUACCAGAACCAGUGGCAUCCACUGAAGUAGCUGCAAAAGUACCAGAUGCUACUGUUGAAUCUGUCGAAGCAGCUCCCGAAUCACCAAAGUCACUCGGUCCUCCAGCAGCGCGUAUACGCAUGACUGUCACAUCAGGCUUCUACGUGCGCUCUCUAUGUCACGAUUUGGGUGUCGCUGUCGGUUCUGCUGCCCUUAUGGCAGAAUUAGAGCGUACGCGACAAGGUCAAUUCUCAGUUGGCAAUGACAAUGUGCUGGAAUACGAUGAUCUGUCGAAGGGGGAAGAGGUCUGGGCUCCUAAGUUGGAGAGUAUGAUUAAGGCGUGGGAGAAUAAGACUGAAGCUACGAAGGCGGAGGCGGGAGCAGAGGCGAAGAGUGAAGCGCCUGUAAAGGAGGAGGUUUCUGGGGAUGCUGUGAAAAUGGAAGAUGCACAAGCGAAGUUCACAGAGGCGGCGGAGCAGCUUGCUGAGGAAGUAAAGUCUGAGGGUGAAAGUCCUAGUAAGGUCUUUGAAGCGGCUGCGUAG
Molecule: messenger RNA, 1416 nt
Organism: Glarea lozoyensis ATCC 20868
Lineage: Eukaryota; Fungi; Ascomycota; Leotiomycetes; Helotiales; Helotiaceae
Product: Pseudouridine synthase
Exons: 2
Coding region: 1-1416 (471 amino acids)
Biological process (GO): tRNA modification; mRNA pseudouridine synthesis
Cellular component (GO): mitochondrion
Molecular function (GO): pseudouridine synthase activity; RNA binding
Source: RefSeq, a predicted model, not a curated record